Aphidius gifuensis is the source of this 2606-nucleotide messenger RNA. It is a transcript of the gene CycY, whose product is annotated as cyclin-Y-like protein 1. Gene Ontology annotation, molecular function: protein kinase binding; cyclin-dependent protein serine/threonine kinase activator activity. Gene Ontology annotation, cellular component: plasma membrane. Gene Ontology annotation, biological process: regulation of cyclin-dependent protein serine/threonine kinase activity; regulation of canonical Wnt signaling pathway. The transcript has 3 exons. The record is from RefSeq and is a predicted model, not a curated record. NCBI's taxonomy places the organism in Eukaryota, Metazoa, Arthropoda, Insecta, Hymenoptera, Braconidae. Bases 572 to 1600 code for a protein of 342 amino acids.
ACCCAGUGUGUGUGUCACCCUCCUGACCUCUAUGUACAGUCUGUUGUCACUUCCUUCUCACGUACAAUUAGUAAUUAAUAUAUUUUUUUUUUUAUUAUUACAACACCUCAAUAUGUAAUCAUAAAAAGCAAAUAAUAAAACAAUAAUAAAAAGCCAAAUUAAAUACAGUCAGCAGCUAAAAACUUUACAUGUGAUUUAUCAUCAAAGAAAAAAAAAAAAAAAAACAAAUUUCGAAAAAUUAAAUCGAAAUAAUGGCGGACAAUAAAAGAUGAUUAUAUAUCUCUCACAAAUGUCUUUGAUAUUUAACGACAAUAUCAAAAAUAUUAUUAACAUAAAUAAAAGUCAUUUUUCUAUCAAUUUUUAUAAUUAAUUAACAACAUGAAUUAAUUAGCAAUGUCAAAGAUUUCUUUAAAUAAACAAGUGAAUAAAUUGUUAAACAAUACCGGCUUAAAUUAUUUCUAAAUAAAAAAAUAAUUUGCAUUAUGUUUAUUUAUGAUUAAUAAAUAAAAAAAAUAUAAAAAUAAUAAUUAAAUAAUUAUUUUUUAAUUAGGCUGAAUUAAUUUAAUUAAUAAUGGGUAAUAAAAAUAGUUGUUGUGGUUAUUCAAGUCCUCAAAGUAGUAGAAAAGAACUUGGUAAUGAUACUGGUGGUAAAAGUUUUGAGGAACAUUUACCAGAAGGUGAAUUUAGUGUUACAAAUUUACAACAUAUUAGUGAACGUGAACCAGAAGAUUGGGACUCUGAUCCAUCAUUACAUCCAUGUGCUGGAACAAUAUUCAUGGAAAGAUCAAAACAAGCUAUUGAAAAUGGUAUGGUGAGAAAAAAAAGUCAACAUCAAAUUGCUGAUACACGACAAUUAAAAAAAAGCAGUAGUUGUAGUACAAUAUAUCUUGAUGACAGUACAGUAUCACAGCCAAAUUUAAAAAAUACAGUAAAGUGUGUUGCACUUGGUAUUUAUUAUCAUAUUAAAAAUCGUACAUCACAAAGACAAAUUGAUAUAUUUGAUGAAAAAAUUCAUCCAUUAACAAGAGAUGGUAUUGCUGAUGAUUAUGAUAAACAUAAUCCAGAACACAAACAGAUAUAUAAAUUUGUUAGAACUUUAUUUAAUGCUGCACAGUUAACAGCUGAAUGUGCAAUAAUAACACUUGUUUAUCUUGAAAGAUUAUUGACAUAUGCUGAAAUUGAUAUAACACCUGGUAAUUGGAAACGUAUUGUACUUGGUGCUAUUCUAUUGGCAUCAAAAGUUUGGGAUGAUCAGGCUGUAUGGAAUGUUGAUUAUUGUCAGAUACUUAAAGACAUUACUGUUGAAGAUAUGAAUGAAUUGGAAAGACAAUUUUUAGAAAUGUUGCAAUUUAAUAUAAAUGUACCAUCAAGUGUUUAUGCAAAAUAUUAUUUCGAUUUACGAACACUUGCUGAAGCAAAUGAAUUGACAUUUCCAAGUGAACCAUUGAGCAAAGAAAAAGCACAAAAAUUAGAAGCAAUGUCACGAUUGUAUGAGGAUAAAGUUACAACUGAAGUACUACAAAAUGGAAUUAAAAAAUGGUCGAGUUUGGAUAAUAUUUGUGUUGGUGGUCCAAGACGUAGUAUCGCUAUUCUAUCAUAAAUACCAAACACAUCGACAUUCCAAUUUUUAUUUUAAAAAAAUUUAUCAAUUAAUUGUUACUAAUUCAUACCGAAGGUAUAAUAAUUUUUUUUUUUUUUAUCUCUUAAAAUUUUAACUGCGAUAUUAAUUGUUUUUUACAACUGUCCAAAUGAAGAAAAAAACGAAAUUACGUGGCAUUUGCAAUUUUUUAAAAACUUGAUUUCAUUUACGAUUUUUAAAUUAAUUAAUUUACAAAGACUUGUAAAAAAAGAAAAUAAUAAUAUACGUAAAUAAGUGAUUUUUAAUUUUUCUCAGUAAUAUCAACAAUAAUCAUUUUAGUCAAUUAAAAGUAAAAAAAAAAUAAAGAAAUCUUAUUGUUAAAUAAAAUUUUAAUCUGCUUUUUUGUAACUGCAUGCUCAUUAUUAAUAAAUAAAUAAAUUUUUCAUCAAUUAUAACGAGAGUAGUAAAUACUCUGAAAGUAUUUACGAAGAUAAAUAAAUUGUCCAUGAUAAAUUUGUAUAAAAAAAAAAAAAAAUAUCCAGCGACAAAAAAAAUAAUGGGUCACAAAAUAAAUAAAAAAUAUUCAACUUUUUAUAUUUUUGUAAGGCACAAUAUUAUAACUGUAGGAAAUAAAUUAAUUUCUAUUAAUACAUUUUUUUUUUUUAAAUCAUCAAACGUAAUUAACAAUAAUUGAAAUUUUAUUUAUCACAUUUUUUAUUAUUAUUAACAAAUAAACAAAAAUAAAAAACAUUUUAAUUCAACAUUUUUUUUUUUUUUUAAAUAAUUAUUUGUAUUUUUAUUGUCUAAUUUUUUGUACAGGCAAAAUUAUUAUUAAAUUAUUUUUUUUCUUUCUAGUUUAUUUGUAAAAUUUAAAAAACAAAAAACUAGAAUUGAGAAUUUAAAAAAAAAAAUGAAUGCAAUAACAAAGAAAUUAAAAUUAGAAAAAAAAAAUUGUAACUAUUGACAUAAGAAUUUUUUGUUUAUAACUAUUAAUGGUUUUAAUAAAAUAAUUUGUACUUAAUUACAA